UUUACUGUUUUCCUCAUCAAAAUAUUCUUCAAUUGCUGAGUAAUUUUUACACUUACAAGCUAAUAUUAUAAAAAUUAAUCUAAUGGAGAAACGUUCCACAUCUGCAAUGCAGGUUCUCUAUGCAGAACUGGCAGCUGCAAAGUCACGAAAUGCCCAACUGGAGGAGGAGAACAUUUUACUGCGCCAUCGCCUGAAUCGCGCGUCUGCCAGCCAUAGUACCAAUGCAGCCAUUAAUGUGGAGGCCAAGAUCAUGGCCUUCCAGUUAGAAGAGGAGCGUGAUCAACUGGUAGAGACAGUGCAGCAGCACAAGAAGAAGUACAACAAGUUGCAUGAUGCCUACUUGGAGAAGGUUAAACGGUGUCGUGCCUUGGAGGAAAUGUUUAAAAGGCAGAAGACACUGACUGGCUUGGUGAUGAAAUCCUCUCUAGAUCAGCGACAUGCUGAGCAACGAAUGAUGUUAGAGAAGCGUCAGUCAGCCCAGAGUGAUCCCAAUGAGCUAGAAGACCUAAAAACCAAAGUGGAGAAACUGCAAAGGGCCUUGGAUGAGUCAUACGAUAUUAUCGAUGAAAUGGACUUUGAACUUGAGAGUGUAGAAUUACUGGAAAUGCAAAACCAAAGUUUGAGGGAUGAAUUGGCUGCCUUAAAGGCAAACUCAGAAGCAGGAGCAGUAAGCCUUGCAGCUUCAGUUCCAAACGAUGAUGAUCCUCCGCCUAAGUAUGAGGAGGGUUAUCCUGGAGCCCAUCACAAAGCGGUGCUAUCUCGUCAAAGCUCUUCAAGCAGUGAAUCCGGCCCACAGGUUGACGAUCACGAUGCGGAAACUAUGGAAAGAGCUGUUCUAACCCAUAGUCUUAUUCAAACUGUGGAAACUGAGAGUAAUGCUCUGAGACGAGAACUACUAAGAUCCCGCUGCCAAAGAACAAUACGUGCCAAGUUGGAAAAAGAAAGUGAGGAUGCUGAUUAAAACAAAUUAUUGGCUUAACCCCAUAAGUUAAAUCGCAAAACACCUACAAAUAAACUACUAACCCAUAGAUUGUAAUGAAAAGUAACCAUACCUAGGCUGAUGAAACUGAUCACUAACUUUACGCAAAGCUGCCACAUUGAAGACCCCGUUAGCUGUCUAGUUAGUCCGCUGGAAUAACCCAGAUUUAGACCCAACUACGCCUAACAAGUGCGCAUACCAGAGAUUGCUUUUAAGGUUCGACAAACACGCUCUGCGGCUGCGUUAAAUCAAAAACUUUUGAGAUAGAGUAACCUGGUUUUUCGGCCUGAGCGAUUAAUUAAAAUUUUUGUUAAUGGCAUCGAACGGGUUGUGUGCCAGAUCACUAGCCAAAAGGAUUUGGCCUCUGAGCCAUGAAGGUUCCAACCCCCAAUCCCCUAUUUCAUCUUCCAUCUUCGAUCUGAGUGGCGUGCUAUCCAUUAAAACAUGACAAUUAUUUUUAUGACUUAAUGCAGUCGGAGGCCUUGUUGCCCAAUGCCUAAUGUUGCAAAUUAUUGACAAAGUAAAUUAAUCUGCACAUUUGUUGGUUAGACCAGACAAACUAGCGCGACACCUCUAAGAUCACUAGGCUCUCCCACUUGCGGCAUAUUCGUUUGGGUGGUUAUCGAUUGGCUGCAGUUGGAGAAAACUUAUAAAACCAAAAACAUCAUGAAUUUAUAACCUAAUAUUAUAAUUUUCUGUAUUAUUAUCAUAUAAGAAAGAAAUACAUCGAUUUUGAAAACUUAAAAAAUAA
Drosophila eugracilis is the source of this 1730-nucleotide messenger RNA. Its product is annotated as protein Daple. NCBI's taxonomy places the organism in Eukaryota, Metazoa, Arthropoda, Insecta, Diptera, Drosophilidae. The record is from RefSeq and is a predicted model, not a curated record. The transcript has 5 exons. Bases 83 to 961 code for a protein of 292 amino acids.